UCGGCAGACACCUCGUGUCUCUGUUCUUCAAGCCGGUAGGAAAUACCCUCGCUUGAUAUCGACCACAUACAAAGUACUCGUCAGACAAUACACCCUUACCUCUUGAAACUGUCAAGAUGAGACACUUAUGAGCGAGGUCACACGAGAAGUGCCAUACCGACCCAUGCAUACCACUCCACGCGACCUGCCAGUGCCCCUCCGUCCAACCAUCGCAUCUUGGAACCAUUGAAAGAUAUACCUCUGCAUAUACAACAUAUCAGCUUGAAAAAGGCACUCUUUAGCCUAACGUAGCGAUCUCUGAACCACAAUCUAUUAAAUUGGCCGAUAGAGCAUCUCCGCCAAAAUGAAGUUAAUACUAUCCACAUCGUACGUAUUACUGCGUUGGCCAGCAUUGUUCUUGAGCCCGAUCUAACUCUAUGCUUGCGCAGGAAUAUAAUGUCCUCUGGACAGCCAAUUGUCCGAAGACCGCUGUUCUCAAAGUCCAAUAUCGAACUCAUCAAUUCCUUGCGAUCGAAUUUCGCCUCGUUCCAGCACCAUUCCUCCGGCAUCGCGAGUUCGCAAAGACUCGACUAUAGCCAAUGGACUACACAGGAGGACGACAGUCUUUACGUCCCGACGUGGCAGCCGACACCGCUCUCGGAGCCCCGCGACUCAUACGAUGUCACAGUCAAGCUCUUCUUUCUUCCGGGCAUUCCGAGUUCAAGAAGAUGCAAACACACCCGUGAAGCAAUCGAUUUGGUGCUAAAAGAGUUGGGGAUUGGGAGUGUAGACCUCCUUAUUGUCAGCUAUCCUGGUGUGACUUUCGACGCCGACGAUGAGGAGGACGUGUCGGCCGAUGAGGAUGAAAGCGCCGACAGCGAUGAGUCGGAAGGUCUGGAUGCCCAAGUGAGAACAUGGCGAGUCCUGGAAUCUUUGCAUGACCAAGGUGUCAUAUCGCAAUUGGGCGUUUCCGAAUUCAGCUCCCAGCGCCUCAGCAAGUUCCUACCAGAGGUACAGGUGCGGCCGACGGUGGACCAGAUCAACGUCAAGGACUGUUGUGUUGUGCCCAAGUCGCUGAUCAUGUAUGCGAAGGAGAACAAGAUUGAGUUGCUCACUCAUGCAGACUGCAUGGACAUCCUACCACCUGGAACGACCAGAGAACUGCUUGGGCCCGGCAGGGAUGGAGCGGGGAUACUUGCCGCCAAUGCUGAGGUUCGGCCAGAAGAGCCCGGCUUGAAAGGAGAUAUCGAACCACAAUGGGUGGUGAAAUACACUGCCGUCGUCAAGAAUCGAGGCGUGAUCGAGAACAAGGGAUAUUUCGCCCUCGCUCAGCUUGGCAGCUGCAUCGAGGAGAAGCCCGUUGCCAGUGCGUGAGCAUGGCCGUUAUCGCUUGAAAGUUGACCUUUAGC
This is a messenger RNA of Exophiala viscosa, 1388 nucleotides long. Its product is annotated as glutamate-cysteine ligase regulatory subunit. Bases 436 to 1353 code for a protein of 305 amino acids. Gene Ontology annotation, molecular function: glutamate-cysteine ligase catalytic subunit binding; enzyme regulator activity. Gene Ontology annotation, biological process: glutathione biosynthetic process. Gene Ontology annotation, cellular component: glutamate-cysteine ligase complex. The transcript has a single exon. NCBI's taxonomy places the organism in Eukaryota, Fungi, Ascomycota, Eurotiomycetes, Chaetothyriales, Herpotrichiellaceae. The record is from RefSeq and is a predicted model, not a curated record.